GGCUGUCUUUUCUCCCUUCUUUAUGAAGAGGGUUGGGACCUUCCUUCCCCGGCCCUGGAUCUGCAGUCAUCCUCAGACCUUCACCUGGGGACCUGCCCUGCGGUCCAGGCAGCAGGAAUAGCUCCAGUUGAAGAGUCUGGAUAUUGUCCCAGGUGUGCGCACUGGAAAGGAAUCUUCUUGAAUGUCCCUUCCAGCCAGAUUCAAUGGGUCAGUGGCCAGAAGCUGUAUGCCCAGCACUGCUCUGGGAGCUCUGAGAAGUGUUUUUAGUGGAACCUGAGCAAGUAGGUGACAUCUCACGUGAGGUCACUUUGCUUAUCUCCACAUGGUGGCAGGGGGUUGAUGCAGACCCCGGGGAUGUUUGCAAGUGGCUGGUCCUUGUUUGGGGGAGUUUGCUGGAAUGGAAUCAGGUAAGGCAUGCGGAACAGCUGAGGAAGGACGGCACUGCAGCACUGGGGUGAGAUGACGACAAUAGGGGACACGGUCCCUGACGUGGGGCCUCCCCGGAUAGACCUGGAGGUUUAGAGAAUCUGGGAACUCAACAGGGAAUUGGCACAGGGGCCACUUCUGCGCUAAGUGGAAACCAGAUGCCACCUUUUAUAGACUUUGGACUUUGCUCCUUAUUUUGUUUUGCCUCCUAAACUACUGCAUGCCAUGGUGGUAUUUGGAAGGGUGCAGUUGACAAGGAGAGUGCAGUGUAGAAAAAGGUCUGGAGGGUUGAGGGUCCUUUGAUUUUUAUUUUUUUAGGAUUUGUGGUUUUGUCACUCUCUCAUUCGAAAGAGGUGAGGGUGGCUGACAGACAGAAAAAGCUCUAAGACAUGUCUCAUGAGAUGUGCCUGGCUUCCACAGUGUGUUAGAAUGCAGCCUGGUCCUAGGAAACACUCGAGAUAUGACAGUCAAAUUCAAUGCAUGAUCCUUGAUUGGAGCAGAGAUCCAAAAAAAGAUUGAUAAAAAGCAGUUUGGGACAAUGAGAAAAUUUGACAAUGGGUUGUUAUGUUACAGAAUAUUGUAUCAAUAGUGAAUUUCUUUGGUGUGAAGAUGGUACUGUGAUGAUGUGAGAGAAUACCCAUGGGAGAUACAAGCUGAAGAACAUAGGGGAGAUGUCAGCUGCAACUCACCUUCACAUGGUUCAACCAAAAAUGUGUGUGCAUGUGAGUGUGUGCAGCUACCUCAAGGAAUCCGUGACUUUCAAGGAUGUGGCUGUGGAUUUCACCCAGGAGGAGUGGGGUCAGCUGGACUCCCCACAGAGGGCCCUGUACCGGGAUGUGAUGUUGGAGAACUACCAGAACCUCCUUGCCCUCGGGCCUCUGGUCUACAAGCCAGAUGUGAUCUCCCAUCUGGAACGAGGCGAGGAGCCGUGGCAGGUGCAGAGAGAAGUCCCUGGAGGGUCUCGUCCAGCUGCUCCCCUGUGUAUGGACAGAUAUUUUUUAAAAACCACACACGCCCCUGGAAUUGCAGCACAGGCUUUGGACUCUCGCUCUCUGCACUCACCGUGCCAUGAAUGGGCGCAUGGGCCUGAGACGGAGGAGUCCUCCCAACAGCCGGAUGUUUGUAAAGAACUGUCCCUGGAGCCAGCUGUGGGGCGAGCGCCCAGGCUGGGCCUUCACGGAGCCGGCCUGGGAGCCGGCCUGGGAGACGCUCCGUGGGCCUGGGAGAGCCAGGCGGGUGCUCUGCAGCCCGGCCCCACUGAGCGCUGGCAGGCAGCAUCCGCCACCCCCAGGGCCGUCUCUGCGGAGUCAGGCCACGGGGAGUCCGAGGAGAAUCUCCUGCUUAGGUGUGCCCUGUCUGCCCAGCAGAGCAUGCCCCCAGGAGGCCACUGUCCUGACAGACACAGCAAGGACGUGCAGUCCCCUGGGGACGGAACCGAAGGCCCGGCCAGGACAUGGACCAGGGAAAACCCUCUGGAGUCCAGGGAGCCGGGUAAGUCCCCCCACGCACCCAAGCGGGCAGCAGGCGCCAGAGCUGGCCCGUUCGCUUGCAGCGAGUGCGGGAAGGCCUUCCGCCAGAGCUCGUCGCUCACGCUGCACCAGCGCUGGCACGGCCGGGAGAAGGCCUACCAGUGCAGCGAGUGCGGCAAGGCCUUCACCUGGAGCACCAACCUGCUGGAGCACCGGCGCAGCCACACGGGCGAGAAGCCCUUCUUCUGUGGCGAGUGUGGUAAGGCCUUCAGCUGCCACUCGUCCCUCAACGUGCACCAGCGCAUCCACACGGGCGAGCGGCCCUACAAGUGCGGCGCCUGCGACAAGGCCUUCAGCUGCAGCUCGCUGCUCAACAUGCACCUGCGCGUGCACACGGGCGAGAAGCCCUACAAGUGCGGCGAGUGCGGCAAGGCCUUCAACCAGCGCACGCACCUCACGCGCCACCACCGCAUCCACACGGGCGAGAAGCCCUACAAGUGCGGCGCCUGCGGCAAGGCCUUCACCUGCCACUCGUCCCUCACCGUGCAUGAGAAGAUCCACAACGGGGACAAGCCGUUCAAGUGUGGCGAGUGCGCGAAGGCCUUCAACAGCCGCUCGCGCCUCACGCUGCACCAGAGGACGCACACGGGCGAGAAGCCCUUCCGGUGCGCCGACUGCGGCAAGGCCUUCAGCUGCCACGCCUACCUCAUCGUGCACCGGCGCAUCCACAGCGGCGAGAAGCCCUUCAAGUGCAACGAGUGCGGCAAGGCCUUCAGCUCGCACUCCUACCUCAUCGUGCACCAGCGCAUCCACACCGGCGAGAAGCCUUUCGACUGCAGCAGGUGCUGGAAGGCCUUCAGCUGCCACUCGUCCCUCAUCGUGCACCAGCGCAUCCACACGGGCGAGAAGCCCUACAAGUGCCGCGAGUGCGGCAAGGCCUUCAGCCAGAACCACUGUCUCAUCAAACACCAGAAGAUCCACUCCGGAGAGAGAGCGCUCAAGUGCAGGGAGUGCGGGGAGACGUUCAGCUGGAGCUCCCACCUCCUGGAGCACCAGAGGCUGCACAGCCAGGAAAAGCCCUUCGCCCUCCAGUUCAACAAACACCUGCUGAGCACGUACUAUGUGCCCGGCAGUCUGCUGGGCGCAGGGGAGACAGGGGGCAGGGACGUGGACCCGAUGAACCCACUGGACAUGGCCAAGCUCUUGUGUGUGGUUCCGCCCCCAGCCAGCAGGAGUUUCCCCCUGGGGAGCAAACCUGGCAACUAACGUGAUGCAGCCACCUUCGGAGCCAUCCAACCUGUGUCCCCUCCUGGCUGUGCGGGUCCAGGCCGCAGGUUGGUCCAGAAGCAUGACCCUUGUCUUAUCGCCUGGUCAGGUGGACAUGCCGUGACAUCUCCUUUAAUUACAGUCAGUCACCUCCCUGCAAGGGGUACACUUCAGGGAGAGCCUUAGGGCCAUUUCAGGAAGCCCUGUCACCUGUUUUCCUUGUUGGGUCUGGAAGUCAUCGCCAAGGAAACAGAUCGUUCCUACAGAUAAAAAGAAGGUGUAUGUCAACUAUUGUGUCCUCAGACGGGCAUGGUUUCUAGUUGGAAUUUCCUCUGUAAACUGCUAUGUUCAGAAUAAGAAUGAUAAAGUAGAAGAAUCAGUAACAGCAUUACUUCCCAGUGAACACUGUCAUGUUUCUGGAGGGCAGCAUAAUCUUGGAUGGUGGGCAUUUGGAAAAAAGUGAAUUUCCUGGACGUACCUUGUGUAAAUAGCUCUACUGCAGAGCCGUCUGUUACUAACAGCACAGUCGGGUGGGCUCUGUGGUCAGCCCAAAUGGGACCCUUAUACAAACCCCAGGAGAGGUGACCCUCCCCAUGGCCACGCUCUCCAGGGAUAGGAAGACAGACUUAAUCUAGAGUGUCUCUUCUACUCAGUCUGAAGCAAGAAUAAGCUGCCCUCGCAGUGGUAAUACAUCUGUAUAGAGUGCUGUAGCUGAUGAAAUGCUUUGGGUAUGCUUUUUAAAACAUGAAGACAAAACAAUCACACUUCAGAAAAUGUAGAUUUAAGAAAAAUAAGAUGCCCAUAAUUCUUAAUAAAACUGCAUUUUGCACUUUGAUAAAG
Microcebus murinus (gray mouse lemur) is the source of this 4001-nucleotide messenger RNA. The record is from RefSeq and is a predicted model, not a curated record. NCBI's taxonomy places the organism in Eukaryota, Metazoa, Chordata, Mammalia, Primates, Cheirogaleidae.